UUGAGUUGAGGUUGAGCCGAUAAAUAAAUACUUUUGUUUUCUGAAGCUGUGGUGUUGAUUAUUUUUUAAUUUCAUCUUCAAGAUGGAAGAAUUCGAUUCUAUAAAGCCUUUGGAAAAUUUAAAUAUCGAAGAAGUUUGUCGUGCAUGUUUUGAAACAUGUGAACAAUACAAAAUUCUUUUCGAUGAAUCUGAAUGCAUCGAUAAACGAACAUUGGGCGAUGUCUUCUUUGACGUUGUGAAAAUUGAAAUGAAGGCAAACGCUGAAACACCACCUUGUCGAAUUUGUCUGACAUGUUCGAAUGACCUCAUAAAUGCUUACAAUUUUAUACAAAAAUCACAAAAAAACAAUGGACGGUUACUUCAAUAUUUAAUAAAUGCCAAUAUUAAAAAACCUGAUUGUCUUACUGAAUUUCCUAUGGACAUACCCAAUGAUCAUAGUGUCACAGAUUUUCUUCAAAUCAAAGUCGAAAACGAGGCCCUUCAUGACUACGACUACAAUGAUUCAAUGCCUGAAAAUGACAAUGAAAACGAAAGAAACUCAACCGACAUCAAUUACGAUUCAGAUGAAAGUGAUUAUGAACCACUUGUUAUUAAAAAACAAAAACUUAAAAAAUUGCAAUGCACGUUUUGUGAUCGUACAUUCAAGCGACAUGACUUUUUCGAGAACCAUAUGAAAAAACACAAAGAGGAGGAUGUAAAGAAAAAAGAACUAGACGAAUCAGGGGACGAGACCAAACUUGAGUGUGAUGAAUGCGAUUUUAGUUGCACUACGCAAACAGAAAUGAGAAAACAUCAAAAAUCAGAUCACAAAAACAGUAAGAACUCAAAGAAAGCACUUAAGACUCGAAGUCAACGUACCAACAUGAGUACCCGAAGCAAAACAAAGAAAACAAAAUCGAAGUCUGGUCGGUUCGAAUGUGACCAUUGCAGUAAAACAUUUGCAUGGAAAAAAGAUCUUUUUCGUCAUGAAAAAUCUCAUGAACCUAACACAAAGAAAUUUGCAUGUCCACAUUGUGAUCGUCGAUUUAUACGAAAGGACAAGCUCCAAUCGCACGUAUUAGUUCAUUUGGGAGGUAUCGUAAAACCCCGUUGUUCAAAGGCAACUCUAGCAUUCUCAAGACAAUUGUAUUCCCAGGAGAAGUUCAAAGAAAUAAUCUGCAGGAUUUGUAACUACGAUAAAGCUGCUAAUGGAAAAGAGUUAUCUCAGCAUAUAAGCUUACACGACAUGCAUGCAUUAGAAAGUAUUGGAGAUAGUGAAUGUGUUAAAAGGUUUUACGCUGGCAGGGAUUUGGAAGAGAUUUCGAUAGUUAUAGCUCAUCAAAUUGAACAGAAAGAUUUUGGAAAAUUGUACACUAUUCUCAAUGCGAACGGUUAUGAGAUGGGUAUCAGUGAUUCAGAUGAGAGUGAUGCAGAAACUCCGUACAAAUGUGAAAUUUGCCAUGAGUCUUUCAACCGAAAACACAAGCUCAUAGCUCAUUCAUAUUCAGGACAUACUGUCGAUGAGUGUUUAUACAAAUGCGAAAAAUGUAAACUAGAAUUUACUUGCAAAGAAGUAUUUGAUAGCCAUCAAAAACAUCAUUGUAACAAUGUCGACAAAGAGUUCCAGUGUGAGAAUUGUCCAGCUAAAUUCGCUUGGCCUCAAAAUCUGGCACUACACAAAUGUAUCAAGGACAGUGAGUCAAACAAGGACAAGACUAUUUGUGAACCUUGUGGAGAAGUUUUCGCGACCCAAAAAGCUUUACGUCUUCAUAAAAAGACAAAGUGUGGUACCGUAGAACUGGAUAAAGAAAGUACUACAUGUGAAAUUUGCAAUAAAGUCUUUAGUUUUCCAAGAGAUCUAAGAAAACAUAAAAAAAUACAUAUACCGGACGGAAAGUCACAUGAUUGUUCUGUAUGUGGCGAAAAGUUCCUUCGUUCGGACAAUCUUCGAAACCAUUUGAAAUCACAUACUAAUAAGUUCGAAAGGCCAUUGGUAGCUAAGAAAUUAAUGUGUAUGCUCUGUAGCCAAAAAUUCACAACCAUAGGUAGCUUAAGGUACCAUUUAUUUAACCAUUCUGAUGGACUUUCCGAAAUUGACUUCGAUAAUUCCGGUUUCGUUGUAAACUUUUACCCUGGUGUAGGCAAAGAAGUUGUUUCAGAGUACAUAAAGAAUUGUUUUAAUGAGCAAAAACUUUCGCAGUUGUACCUGGCAGUGAAUAAAAUAGGUCUUGAGAUGACAUUGAGCGAUUCUGAUAGUGAUGAUGAUGAAUCCUUCAAAGAUCAAGAAUCUGCUUCGAAAACUUACGUUUGUGAAUUGUGUAAUGUUAAGUUUCCCCGGCGACAAGCGAUUCUACAACAUCAGCAUUCAGAACAUGACUCGAAAGAGAAUAAUUUCCCUCACAAAUGUGUGAAAUGUGAAGACCAAUUUGUAUCUGGGGCCCUUUUGGAGCGUCAUUUCAAAAGCGAAUGUCAAAACGAUGCCAGAACCAAUGCUUGCGUAAAAUGCGGCAUUAAAUUCAUUUGGAAGGAGAAUUUAGUGGCUCACACUUGUUUCAAAGAGGAAAAGAGCCCAGAAGAGAAUAAACAAUGUGAAGUAUGUGGUAAGAAGUUCAUAUGGCUUAAAGAUUUGCAUCGACAUAAGCGAAGUCACAUACCAUAUGAGAAGAAAUUCGAGUGCCUCGUGUGUGCUAGAAAGUUUAAUCGCAAGGAUAACAUGAGAGCUCAUAUGAAAGUUCACACCAGUGAAAAUCAAGUUAAGGAUAAAUCCAAGGUAUCGAUUAAGUGGGAACAGCAAGAUGAGAACCUGUGCAAACCUAACGGACAAAAGGUUAUUCAGUGUAAGAUCUGUUUGUCAAAGCAUAACACAAUCAAAGAUUUAACAACACAUUUGAUGAGCCACAAAGAUCCUGCAACUUUCAAACAAAGAGAGGCCGAGGCAAGAGAGAUUUCGAUGAUGAUAUACGGUAAGCAAAUGGAGAUGCAAACAUUGGAAAGAGCAAUUUGCAAGGAUUUAGAAAAGGGUAGUAAUACGCGAUUCUAUUCAAUCACGAAUGAAGCUGGUUAUGAGCUAAAUUUAAAUGAUUCCGAAACGUGUUCAGAUUUUGAUGCGGACGAUGACGAUGAUGAUGAUGACGAUGAUGAUGAUUUGUUAAGAGAUAGGAAACGUGUUCUCAAAGGAUACAACUGCCAAAUAUGUAGCCAAAACUUUAAUAGAAAAUUCAAAAUAUUCGAACAUCAAAAAACAGAGCAUCAAUGGGAGGAACUGCCAUACGAGUGCAAUCGAUGUGGUUCGAAAUAUGUGUGCGAGAGAAUUUAUCAAUUACAUUUGCAGAAUGAUUGUGAAAAUAAUGAGAAGCAAUUUAAAUGUAAGACUUGUCCGAUGAAAUUUGCUUGGAAAGAGAAUCUCAAAAACCACGAGAAAUAUAUGCAUGAUCAAAAUCCAGCAAUGCCAAAGAAACAUCAUUGCGAUAUUUGUGGAAAGAGUUUCCUUUGGGUGAAGGAUUUGACGCGCCAUCAGAAGACACAUCAAACUGAGGAUGAGAAAUUCGAAUGCACUUGGUGCUUUAGAGUCUUUAUGCGGAGGGAUAACCUUAAGGUUCAUAUGAAAGUCCAUCAGAAUGCUACACACAUCCUGUUGCCAGACAUCUAUUACCUUGCUCGACCCAAUGGCGCAAAAGUUGCACAAUGCAAACUAUGCGAUCAGCAGUACACAAACGUCUCUGAUUUAGCAGAACACAUUCAAAAUGGACACAUUAAAUUACAGAUGUUAAGCAUCACUCCCAAUCCAGCAAGCUAUUCAAUAACGAACGCUUUAGGCUAUGAGAUGGACAUAAAUGAUUCCGAAACAGAACGCGAAGGUGACGACGAGAAGUACGUUUGUGAGCUUUGUGAUGCUCGAUAUAACCGACGAUUUAAAUUGCUGCAACAUCAGCAGUCCCUUCAUUAUUCUGACAACAUUCCCCACAAGUGUAUUGAUUGUAGUUUUAAAUGCGUCUCAGAGUUAGUGCUCAAUUAUCACAUGCGCACACAGUGUAUGAAUCUUGUGAAGCAGUUCCGAUGCAGCAAGUGUACUAUGCGUUUUAUGUGGAAGGAGAAUCUUGAAAACCAUGAGAGCUUAAUUCACGACGGUAAACGAAAACACACUUGUACUGUUUGUAAAAAAGAUUUCGCAACACAGCAUGAUUUGAGAAAUCAUACCGAAUGCAAAGCUCCGGCAGAUGAAAAACUCUUUAAAUGUGACUUGUGUGAUCGUAAAUACAACCGAAAAGAUCGACUAAUGAAACAUGCGAAGGUCCACACUGCUGGCGGUAAAGAAACAAAAGCGAAGCGCAUAAAAACAGAAACAUCGGAUAAGAAGUUCUUAUGUGCGUUUUGUGGAAAAGAAGUAUCGAGUUCAUCUAAUCUCGUCAUACAUAUGAGACGGCAUACGGGUGAAAAACCGUUCAAGUGUGAAUUCUGUAAUAAGGGCUUUCCUAGAUCUUCAGAUUUGGCUUGUCAUAGACGAACACAUACUGGUGAACGACCACACAAGUGCACGGUUUGUGAAAAGGCGUUCUCGCGCUCAUACAAACUUCAGACUCAUAUGCGAAUUCAUUCUGGCGAGAGGCCUUACAAGUGCACUUACUGUGAGAAGAGCUUUACCCAAUCCAAUGACUUGACACUUCAUGUACGCCGACAUACAGGUGAAAGGCCGUAUGUAUGUGAAACAUGUGGCGAAAGAUUUAUACAAGGAACUGCACUUAAAAACCAUAGAAGAAUGCGUGGGCAUUAUGAAAUCUAAAUAUUUAAUCAGCAAUUUUUUUCUUAGCGUAACUUUAUAGAAUUGUAAAAAGCAUUACAAAAACUUUUAAUAUAACAACAAUUAUGUACUAUGUAGUUUUAAA
Molecule: messenger RNA, 4862 nt
Organism: Eupeodes corollae
Lineage: Eukaryota; Metazoa; Arthropoda; Insecta; Diptera; Syrphidae
Product: zinc finger protein 91
Exons: 5
Coding region: 83-4759 (1558 amino acids)
Cellular component (GO): nucleus
Molecular function (GO): zinc ion binding
Source: RefSeq, a predicted model, not a curated record